CAGGUUCAACCAUUUGUUGCUCCAGUGUGGUCCUAGCAAGAUCUUUGCCAAACAAAAUCUUCCUCCCUCAGAAGACACGAGUCGUUUGGGGCUCCGUGAGUGGCCGCGUUUAGUUCAGUCGGACGUCAAACGGAUUAACGCCGCCGCCGUUGGAAUAAACCCGGAAAAAAAGCAGACGCUCGGUGCCCGGAGACGCUUGAGAUUUAUUAAGUUUUAGUGAUCUGCUGCUUUUAAAAGUGCUUCCCCCGGUGAGAAGCGCGACCGACGGGGCGAUAAUAAUACUAAUAAUAGUGCAGCCUGUUUAUUGGUUUCGAUAAGUGAUCCACUUUAUCCGCUCGAUGGUUUAUUGGAAGGCGAUAUCGUAAAGAACAACGACCAACCAGGAAACGGGUGAAGGAAAAACAGUUUAUAAUCGAUCAACUUGCCCUACAAUCAACUGAAAUAUGUAUAUUCCCAACAAACAUUCAAACAAAAUGCCACAAUUUUCGGUGGUUUGCAUCAGCUUGGUCAUCGUGACUGUCCUAGUGCAGAAUGCCAGUGGAAAGCGAGGUUGUGCCGCCUUCGGUCACGCCUGCUACGGAGGACACGGCAAACGUUCAUCGGUUUCGUCACCGCCGGGCGAAGGUUUGCUGCAGUACGCCGGAGGAAAUGACCGUCUGGAGACCGGAGUUCCGGUUCCAUUUCCGUAUCUGAAAAUGGCCCUGCUGGAUCGAAGCAAAAGUUUGGAUGUCGCUCCCGAGCUAAGACCGCUGGGCGUCGAAAACGACGCUGGUGGUGUCCGAAGCGGGGAGGAUAGAUUCGAACAGGACAGAUUCGACAAGGGGGUCCGAUUUGCGAUGCAUGCUUUCCUGAGACAACUGAUGGCCGAAAGCCGCGCUUCAGCAACUCAGCGGAAACAGACGGAAGUUGAUGCGGACUCUCAGCUAAUGAACAACGAACAACAGUGAGCACAGUCUACCUUAGUUCUAAUUUCGCUAGAUGAGGAUGAUCAGGAUGGUGCUGCCGUUACAGAAAAUAUGAGCAAAACUGAAGCAAUUUUUCGUUGUUAAUGAAUCGAAGCAGAACCCUUUUUUUUUGUUUGAGCAGCGAGUUUUCAGUUCCCCAUCAGUGAGUUCGUCAAUUUUUCCGAUUCGUUCCUUUUUUGAAUUUUCAAGCUUCGAUUGAAAUUGUUGCCGUUGAGAUUCGCGGCUUCAACUUCAACUACUAUCAACAAUUAACGAGAUGACUUGACGGGGGAACCAAGCCGAGACCUUUUAAUGAUACACACACACAACCACAAAUAAACAGAUAUGGAAGAAGAAAAAAUUAUGUCAAUAUGCAAACAUUGUUGUUUACUUUAAGAGCAGGUUAUAAUAUGAACAAAAAAAAAGUAGCAUAACACGAAUGAAACAAAAAAAAAAUACAAAUAGUUGAAUGAAACUUGUAAGGCUGGAACAGUUUGAUUCAAUUAUUACAAAA
This is a messenger RNA of Malaya genurostris, 1458 nucleotides long. RefSeq lists its product as uncharacterized. The coding region runs from base 444 to 947 and encodes 167 amino acids. Gene Ontology annotation, biological process: neuropeptide signaling pathway. Gene Ontology annotation, molecular function: neuropeptide hormone activity. The record is from RefSeq and is a predicted model, not a curated record. The transcript is spliced from 4 exons. NCBI's taxonomy places the organism in Eukaryota, Metazoa, Arthropoda, Insecta, Diptera, Culicidae.